This is a messenger RNA of Chlorocebus sabaeus (green monkey), 5073 nucleotides long. RefSeq names its product polypeptide N-acetylgalactosaminyltransferase 5 (gene GALNT5). Gene Ontology annotation, cellular component: Golgi apparatus. Gene Ontology annotation, biological process: protein O-linked glycosylation. The record is from RefSeq and is a predicted model, not a curated record. NCBI's taxonomy places the organism in Eukaryota, Metazoa, Chordata, Mammalia, Primates, Cercopithecidae. Gene Ontology annotation, molecular function: polypeptide N-acetylgalactosaminyltransferase activity.
ACACAUUUGAAAGACUUGGGAAGCUCUGUAAAAAAAUAUAUAUAUAUAUGUAAAAUAUCAACCCAACUAUCAUCUCUGCCUCCUCUCUCAUCAAUUGAUCUUAGUUUGGGGGAAUCUUCUUUCAAGUGGUUCUAAUGAAAAGCCUGUGGGGGAGCCACUACCCUACCAGUCAACCAGCAUCACUCAAAAUCUAGUCCAAGUCCUGGUGUGGCUCAAACUGUUUCUCGCUGGUUCAUGACGAGAUAAGUACUGAAACUGAGAGUAAAUGUGUCUUAAUCUGUUCAGGCUACUCUAGAAAAAUAACACAGAUUAAGUGACUCAUAAACAACAGAAAUUCAUUUCUCACAUUCUGGAGACUGGGCAGUCAGAAAUCAAGUCACCAGCAGAUUUGUUGAGUAGUGAAGGCCCAUUUCCUGGUUCAUAGAUGGCACCUUCUCAUUAUGCCCUCACAUUGUGGAAUGGCAAGGCCAUAGGGCCUCUUUUGUAAGGGUGCUGAUCCCAUUCAUGAGGACUCUAUCCUUAUAAUCACAUCAUCUUCAGAAGCCCUAUCACAUUUAUGACUAGGUUUCAACGUAUGAAUUUGGGGUGGACAUAAACAUUCAGACCAUAACAAAGUGUUCAGAAACUUUUAUAGCAAUAUGACAAAUUAAGUUUAUUCUUAAUUGAAUGGAAUAAUAAAAACAGAUGGAUUAGUGAAAAAACAAUAGUUGGCUUAUAAAGAAAUACAUUGAAACCCCCUGAAGGAAUGGUCUAAAUCACUAAACAUAUGCAUCUCUGGAAGUGAGGAUAUACCGGGCCCCUUCUUUAAGCUGUUGUGUCUUAAAGCUGAAAUAUUAACUUCAGUGAUAAAUUCCUCAGGCAGAGCAUUGGCACCUGGGUACAACAGGGUUAAAGAGCAGGAGUGGGGUAGGUGGGGUUACAAACCAGGAACACAUGGCCUCCAAGUUAGAUAGCGUUUUUUUCUCUUUAAUUGCCCUUAAAACACACACGCUCUCACAUAACACAGAAGGUGAGAGCUGAAUGAAGUUUUCUGGGUAAUGGCAUGAAAUGUUUUCCUUAUGAGAAGUGGUGUUGAGUUACAGCGUGCAGACGGAGAACGGGGAGGAGAGAAACAGCAGCCUCAAUCUGGCCCCCACCUUUUCUUGGGCUUGUAGGAAGGUGGACAUGGGCUCCCGGAGACAAGACAAGUAAUGUGUUGAACUGUUCGGUGGCUGGAAUCAACUUUUCCUGGAGUAACCUAAGGCCAGUGUUUACCAGAACUUAGCCAGGGCCAGCCAAGCAGGCACAGAUGCUCUGCUAUGAAAUGCCACGCAGGCAGAGACUGACAAGCGGUAGGAUCUGAGCUUUCCCCUUGGACUGCUGCUUCCUGCUGUGUUCAGGGGAGGGGGUCACUUUCUGGCAACUCUGCUGCUGCUGCUGCUGCUGCUGCUGCUACUUCAGCUCCCUCUCCACUCAAGGUAAGCAGGCUAAGGGAGGGCAGGCUGCUAGGGAAAGCUUUGUACCAUGAACAGGAUCCGAAAGUUUUUCCGAGGAAGUGGGCGAGUCUUGGCAUUUAUCUUUGUAGCUUCUGUCAUCUGGCUGCUCUUUGACAUGGCAGCUCUCCGCCUCUCAUUCAAUGAGAUCAACACUCGGGUCAUCAAGGAAGACAUUGUGAGGAGGGAGCGGAUAGGAUUCAGAGUUCAGCCAGACCAAGUGAAAAUAUUUUACAGCAGCAUAAAAGAGAUGAAACCUCCCCUAAGGGGACAUGGGAAAGGGGCACGGGGCAAAGAGAACUUUAGAAAAACUGAGGAGAGUGUGCUCAAGGUUGAGGUCGACUUGGACCAAACCCAGAGGGAAAGAAAAAUGCAGAAUGCCCUGGGAAGGGGCAAGGUUGUACCGUUGUGGCAUCCUGCACAUCUGCAGACCCUCCCUGUGCCUCCUAACAAGCAGAAGACAGAAGGGAGAGGCACCAACCCUGAAGCCUCCUCUCACCAGGGGACACCAAAGCAAAUGACAGCUCAGGGGGCUCCAAAAACCUCAUUCAUAGCAGCAAAAGGAACUCCAUUAGUCAAAAUAUCAGCACACAUGGGACGUGUCAGUUUAAAACAGGAGCCCCUGAAGAGUCAUAGUCCCAGCAGUGACACAUCAAAACUAGCAGCUGAAAGGGACUUGAAUGUGACCAUCAGUCUUAGUACUGACAGACCAAAGAAGCGAUCACAGGCAGUAGCAAAAGAGAGGGCACACCCUGCCAGCACAGCAGAGCCGAAGUCUGGGGAAGUCAUGGCCUUAAACAAAACUAAGUCUCAGAGCAAAGAAGUCAAUGCAAAUAAACACAAGGCCAAUACGAGUCUUCCUUUUCUUAAGUUCAUUGUCAAUUCAAAUCGCUUAAGGAAGCCAUCUAUUAAUGAGACACAUUUGGGAAGUUUGUCAAAGGAUGAUGGAGCUAGACUGGCUCAUGGGAAGAAACUCAAUUUCUCUGAAAGCCAUGUUGUGAUUAUAACCAAAGAAGAAGAGCAAAAGGCAGACCCCAAGGAGGUCUCCAAUUCUAAAACCAAAACUGUAUUUCCUAAAGUAUUGGGUAAAAGCCAAGGUAAACACAUUUCCAGGAAUAGAAGUGAAAUGUCUUUCUCUUCACUUGCUCCACAUAGAGUACCACUGUCCCAAACUAACCAUGCUUUAGCUGGAGGGCUAGAGCCAGCAAAAAUCAACAUAACUGCCAAAGCACCCUCUACAGAAUACAACCAGAGUCAUACAAAAGCCCUUUUACCUGAAGACAGUGGAAUGCACCAGGUGUUAAGAAUUGAUGCGACGCUUUCUCCAAGGGACCCCAAAGCUCCAGGGCAGUUUGGGCGUCCUGUAGUUGUCCCCCAUGGAAAGGAGAAGGAGGCAGAAAGAAGAUGGAAAGAAGGGAACUUCAAUGUCUACCUUAGUGAUUUGAUCCCAGUGGAUAGAGCCAUUGAAGAUACCAGACCUGCUGGAUGUACAGAGCAGCUAGUUCACAAUAACCUCCCAACCACCAGUGUCAUCAUGUGCUUUGUGGAUGAAGUGUGGUCCACUCUCCUGAGAUCUGUUCACAGUGUCCUCAAUCGCUCUCCUCCAUACCUCAUCAAGGAGAUUCUGCUGGUAGAUGACUUCAGCACCAAAGACUACCUAAAAGAUAAUUUGGAUAAAUACAUGUCCCAGUUUCCAAAAGUUCGGAUUCUUCAUCUCAAAGAGAGACAUGGCUUAAUAAGGGCCAGGCUGGCAGGAGCACAGAAUGCAACAGGUGAUGUGUUGACAUUUUUAGAUUCUCACGUGGAAUGUAACGUUGGUUGGUUGGAACCUCUUCUGGAAAGAGUGUAUUUAAGUAGAAAGAAAGUGGCCUGUCCAGUAAUCGAAGUCAUCAAUGAUAAGGAUAUGAGUUACAUGACAGUGGACAACUUUCAAAGAGGCAUCUUUGUGUGGCCCAUGAACUUUGGUUGGAGAACAAUUCCUCCAGAUGUCAUUGCAAAAAACAGAAUUAAAGAAACUGAUGCAAUAAAGUGCCCUGUCAUGGCUGGUGGAUUAUUUUCUAUUGACAAAAGUUACUUUUUUGAACUUGGAACAUACGACCCUGGCCUUGAUGUUUGGGGUGGAGAAAAUAUGGAGCUCUCAUUCAAGGUGUGGAUGUGUGGUGGUGAAAUUGAGAUCAUUCCCUGCUCCCGAGUAGGCCAUAUAUUCAGAAAUGACAAUCCGUAUUCCUUCCCCAAAGACCGGAUGAAGACAGUAGAGCGGAACUUGGUGCGGGUUGCUGAGGUCUGGUUGGAUGAGUAUAAGGAGCUGUUCUAUGGCCAUGGAGACCACCUCAUCGACCAAGGGCUAGAUGUUGGCAACCUCACCCAGCAAAGGGAGCUGCGAAAGAAACUGAAGUGCAAAAGUUUCAAAUGGUACUUGGAGAACGUCUUUCCUGACUUAAAGGCUCCCAUUGUGAGAGCCAGUGGUGUGCUUAUUAAUGUGGCUUUGGGUAAAUGCAUUUCCAUUGAAAACACUACAGUCAUUCUGGAAGACUGCGAUGGGAGCAAAGAGCUUCAACAAUUUAAUUACACCUGGUUAAGACUUAUUAAAUGUGGAGAAUGGUGUAUAGCCCCCACCCCUGAUAAAGGAGGCAUAAGCCUGCACCCUUGUGAUAACAGAAACAAAGAGCUAAAAUGGCUGCAUAAAUCAACAUCAGUCUUUCAUCCAGAACUGGUGAAUCACAUUGUUUUUGAAAACAAUCAGCAAUUAUUAUGCUUGGAAGGAAAUUUUUCUCAAAAGAUCCUGAAAGUAGCUGUCUGUGACCCAGUGAAGCCAUAUCAAAAGUGGAAAUUUGAAAAAUAUUAUGAAGCCUGAAAUGGAGCUGAUGUUGUUUUUAUAUAGUAAAUGCAUUAAAUACUGUGAAAAUAACACUGAACUUGUUAACUAUAUUUCUCAGCGGUAGUUUAAAUUUUCAAUUUUAAUAGAAUUUGAAUGGAAGAUUUUUUAUAAAUCACAAUAUUUGGAAUACCAAAAGAUAACUCAGGAAAACAGUCCAACAUUGGACUGAAGUCCUUCUUCAGAACUGGGUGGCCUUUUGAAUUGCCUGCUUUCCACCCUGUGCUAGAACUCAUCCUGCAAAUUUCCCUGUGAAGCUAACAAGUAACCGGAAAUGAAGACAGAAGGACUUGAGAAAGCAUGAGGGUAUUCCCAAUGACUGUGUUUGAUAAUAAUCAGCUCUUCUGGCCCACAAGUAGGAAUGAUCAACGAGAACUUAACUUAGUCCUUUAUUUGGAGAUUUUUUCAUCAAACAAAAAUUUCUUGAGUUCUUACGGCUAGAAGACCUUGGAUGCCCACAGCUAUCACGUUUGUGAAAUCCCUCCAGACUACAUGCAUACUUACCUAACAGUUUGAAAUGGUAUUGAUCUACUGCCGGUAACCCUGCUUGAUGGCAGCAUUUUGAUCUAAAUUACAUAAUGGUUUUUCCCAAUCUGAAUCAGUGGAAAAAAAUUUAAGUGAGGAAGAAGAGGGCUUCAAAUGCUUAUUUAAUUCUAGGUGUGAACACCAUUUCAGCUCAUUUUGUGCUUUUAAAACUACAAUUUUAAAGAUUUGCGAUACCAAUAA